GGCGUCUUCCUUGGAUUAUUGAACAACCGUACUGAUUUCAGCUGGAGUACUUGGUCGAGGAUGUUGUCGACGUUUGUUGGAUGCUUUAUCUUACCGUCACUAGCAGCGCAAGUCCCGUUGGGCUUGUCUUCUGAUGGCAAGGCGUUACUGGAACUCGGAACUGCAUCUACGAUAAUUUCAUCAUAUAACCCCGCCAGCCCUCUGGACUCGGAUAGCCUCGACCUUUCACCUUGGCAGCUUAAUGAGCCACCUCUCGCUAAUGCAACAGGGCAUUUUGUAUUCGAAACUGUGAAUUCGUUGCUCCAGCAUUGGCCGAACACGCGCUAUCGGAACGGCCACACAAUCGUUCCCGGAAUAAUUCCCAAAGGCACCUUGUUGUAUCACGGAGCUGUCAGUGACAAAAUCCCUACGGUUCCUGAGUGGACGGCCACAGAUCCAGAACACUCCAUCCUCUUCUGCCAAGGCGCGCCCGAUACAGGAUGUUGGCACUUGACGCUUGCAGCAACUCGUCCCCUCAAAGUCCUUUAUUUUGACGGGACUAGCGCAGCCAAUACCAUAAAUGGUACUCUUGACACUCAAGAUAUCAUUGCAUGGGGAGAAAUGAGACCUGAUUGGCGGUUUAAGGAGGAUCAGCGCAUUUUAGAUUUGUGCGAAUGGGGAGCACCAUACGCUGUUGAUGGUUAUGUUCGAAUGGAAAUGGACUUUGAAGUUAUGCUUUGUGAUUUUUCCGCUGGCCUGGAAGUCGUCUCCUGGUCCCACCUUGCGAGCAUUGUCGAACCGGCUUCUAUAGUCCCAAGAAUACCAAAUCCUUUUAUGAACCGCAUGUUCGAAGUAAUGCACUCAGGGUCGUGGCAUAAUCGAUACCCCGGGGAUACACGAAUUGACCUUGAUCUAGCUGGAAUCGUCUCACUGUACGACACCACGCUUGCACCGUCACUCGUUGGUUCACGCGACGGCCAGGAACGGUGCGACCACGGCAUAGGAACCAUAUCUUCUGCAGAUAUCGAGGUGGUUAGGCAUAGCGUCUCCCAGGCAUUAGAGCGACAUCGAGGUGAUCUCAGUGGCAUCGACUGGAAAACUAUUUUUAGAGUUAUCGUGGAACGUUACUCGGAGCGCCUCGACUUGAUGGACUACCUUCUCAACUCGAAAAAUGACACACAUAUGGACCGAGCAAUGAAGGUGCAUGCCCAGCUGCGCGUGAUGCUCACCCCAUACAUUUUCUACAAUGUUGUCCCCCCCAGCGCAUCGUACAAUUCAUCUCACUCCUGGGCGACACCAGUAUUCAAAGCAUGUGGGACCGCGCACACAUCGCCCAUCGUAUCAUAUAUUUCGAGCUUGAACCCCUCAGAACGCCUUCUGUUGAAUGCAGCACAAGAGACUACACGCGAGAUAUGUCGCGUUAUUACGAAGAUGUGGGUCACUGGCGUCCUUGCGGACCUUGAUCUAUAUCUCCCCCGUGAUUCUACUCCGGACGCUGCACAAAUUGUUCGCGUGAUAGACACAUGGAGGCAUGAAUUAAGUGCUCUAAUGGCAUGGCUAGAUUGGAGCGUGUGGGUAAGGUGCCGUCCAGCUUGCGGACCUGAGGAAAUGUGCUACCUUCCUAGCUGGCCCAUAAAUGUGCCAAGGCAUGGUCGGCCAGGCCGUCCUCCGUAUCCAGGCCGUCCUCCGUAUAAAGGCCGUCCUCCGUAUGAAGGCCAUCCUCCAUAUAACAAAUAUGAGAUCAGUGAUAUUACCAAUGCAUCCUUUCCAGACAGUCCAUCUCUCAAGCACGAACUCCUCGUGCAGCUGUCGACUCCACAGGAUGAUGACUGGAGGAAGCCCCAGCCCAAGUGCAUCAGGCGAGUUGCGCCAUAUGGUUUCUAGAGCUUUUUGUUUUCUGAAGCUAGUAUCUAAUGUCAUCCUUCUGGUGAUGACCGGAGACUGAAAUCAAGACAUUUUGGAUAUUUUGGAUACACACUGCUACUACCUACAUGUCGCUUGUUUUUCCUCGGGGGGUUAUCACUGUCGCGCUCCCAGAGAUUUAGAUGGGAUGCAGCUAUACUGUCAUUUGUGUAUUCGUCGAUUGUAUAUGCAUCACCUAUUCGUUCAUGUUAAUC
Suillus clintonianus is the source of this 2096-nucleotide messenger RNA. RefSeq lists its product as uncharacterized. The transcript is spliced from 6 exons. Lineage: Eukaryota; Fungi; Basidiomycota; Agaricomycetes; Boletales; Suillaceae. The record is from RefSeq and is a predicted model, not a curated record. The coding region runs from base 61 to 1863 and encodes 600 amino acids.